This is a messenger RNA of Monascus purpureus, 2406 nucleotides long. Lineage: Eukaryota; Fungi; Ascomycota; Eurotiomycetes; Eurotiales; Aspergillaceae. The record is from the annotation of a GenBank genome assembly.
AUGGUGAGACAGCUUGUUUGGCAACGGGCCACUGCCUCGCGCAGGUUAGCGCCAGCAUGCCUCUCUCCGCAGCGCCUAUUUGCUCGCCGCGGCCUCGCAACCGAAGCGUCGCAAUCGCGCAUGCCGCCAUACCCGAAGACUCUACGAAAUUUGGAGCAGGUGCGACGUGUACUAGGGUCAUCUCGAUCUCUCACCUUGGCGGAAAAGAUCCUCUACGCUCACUUGGAUAACCCGGAGGAGUCAUUGCUGUCAGGAACAGACAAUGGACGAGACAUUCGCGGCAAGGCCAAUCUGAAACUUAAGCCUGAUCGCGUUGCCAUGCAGGAUGCGUCUGCUCAAAUGGCUUUGCUACAGUUCAUGUCCUGCGGAUUGCCGUCAACUGCAGUGCCAGCCAGCAUCCAUUGUGAUCAUAUGAUUGUCGGUGAACGCGGUGCUGAUACGGAUCUACCAGCAUCGAUUGAGGGAAACAAGGAAGUCUUCGAUUUUCUUGAGAGUGCAGCGAAACGUUAUGGGAUCGAGUUCUGGCCCCCUGGUGCGGGUAUUAUCCACCAGAGUGUGCUGGAGAAUUACUCGGCCCCAGGCCUGAUGAUGCUAGGUACGGACAGCCAUACACCGAAUGCAGGCGGUCUUGGGGCGAUUGCCAUUGGUGUUGGAGGUGCAGAUGCAGUUGAUGCGCUGGUUGAUGCACCAUGGGAACUCAAAGCGCCCCGGAUUUUAGGUGUUCGUUUAGAGGGCAAGCUCAAUGGCUGGGCAUCACCCAAGGACAUCAUCCUGCACCUGGCUGGUAAACUCACUGUACGUGGCGGUACUGGAUUUGUGAUCGAGUACCACGGGCCGGGUGUUGACACGCUUAGCUGCACUGGCAUGGCGACAAUCUGUAACAUGGGUGCCGAGGUUGGCGCUACUACCUCUAUCUUCCCUUUCUCCCCGAACAUGGUGCCUUACCUGGAGGCUACGGGCCGUGGUCAUGUUGCCAAGGCGGCUGCAGAGAUUGCAGCCUCCGGUCCCCAGAGUCUCCUGCGAGCAGACCCCGAAGCGGAAUACGACCAGCUUAUCACCAUUGACCUGUCAACGUUAGAACCGCACCUCAAUGGGCCGUUCACGCCUGACCUGUCAGUACCGCUGUCCCAAUUUGCUGACACCGUGCGCCAGAAUAAGUGGCCUGAGACGUUCGGUGCUGGCUUGAUCGGUAGCUGCACUAACAGCUCAUAUGCGGACAUGACCCGGGCAGAGGACCUAGUCAAGCAAGCAUCCGCUGCCGGCCUUAAGCCCAAGGCUGAUUUCUUCAUCACCCCUGGAAGUGAGCAAAUCAGGGCAACACUGGAGCGCGAUCAGACGCUGAAGACGUUCUCCGAGGCUGGAGGCAUCGUGCUGGCCAAUGCGUGUGGGCCUUGCAUCGGCCAGUGGAAACGAACAGACGGUGUUCCUAAGGGCGAAGAUAAUGCUAUUUUCACAUCGUAUAAUCGUAACUUCCCUGGCCGUAAUGAUGGCAACCGGCGGACGAUGAACUUCCUCGCAUCGCCUGAACUGGUCACGGCCCUGGCCUACUCCGGUCGCACCACGUUUAAUCCGAUGACGGACACCCUGACAACACCCAGCGGUGAGAGCUUCAAGUUCAGUCCCCCCACUGGCUCUCAGUUGCCUGCAGCUGGUUUUACGGAGGGUAAUCCUGCUUUCAAGCCUUCUGCUGCCGUUCCGGAUCCUACCUGCGAGGUAAUUGUUUCCCCCACGUCAGACCGCCUGGCCUUGUUGGAGCCAUUCGAUCCUUUCCCUGCUGGUGAUCUAUCAGGCCUUAAGGUCCUGUACAAGGUUAAGGGUCAAUGUACGACGGAUACUAUCUCCGCUGCCGGUCCCUGGUUGAAGUAUAAGGGCCACCUGCCCAACAUCUCUGCCAAUACACUGAUUGGUGCCGUCAACGCGGCAACCGGGGAAACGAACGUGGCAUAUGAUGAGGCCGGCAACAAACACUCCAUCCCUGACCUGGCUGCUCAAUGGAAGGCUAACGGCAUCUCAUGGUUGGUCGUUGCCGAGGAUAACUACGGUGAGGGCAGUGCCCGCGAGCAUGCAGCAUUGCAGCCUAGGUACCUAGGCGGGCGCAUCAUCGUGGCCAAGAGUUUUGCUCGUAUUCACGAGACAAACCUUAAGAAGCAGGGUGUGGUGCCUCUGACCUUUGCCGACAAGGCGGAUUAUGACCGUAUUGACGCUUGCGACCAAAUUGACACGGUGGGACUGUAUGAUGUACUCCAGUCGGGCGGCCAGGGCAGCAUCCAGCUGCGUGUGACGAAGAAGCAGACGGGCGAGACUAUCACAAUUCCAGUGCAACACACGCUUAGCAAGGAUCAGUGUGCGUUUAUACUGGCGGGUAGUGCCUUGAACCUCCUGGCCAAGAAAGCCAGAGGACAGUAG